This is a messenger RNA of Prunus avium (sweet cherry), 1306 nucleotides long. The record is from RefSeq and is a predicted model, not a curated record. Lineage: Eukaryota; Viridiplantae; Streptophyta; Magnoliopsida; Rosales; Rosaceae.
CGAGUUAUCGGCAAAGCAAGCGUUUCUGGAAUUCUCCAAUCUGACCGACUACAGCAUCACUAUAUAUAAGCUCCAUCCGUCUUUGUGAAUUGUAACAGACAGUAGCUUAAAGUUUAAACCCUACAUCAAGACGCUUGAAACCGAGACCUCUCUAGUUUCUCUCAUUCUCAACUCUUAUCGAGCUAUGGCGAUAAUCUCCGAUAUCCAAGAGGACCAGAACGCACCCGAAACAAAGCCGUCCCAGGCAUCGCCGUCGUCUAAAGCGGCGUCGUUUACCGCGAAGUUGGAUCGCUCGAAUCCCCUAGGGUUUGUGGAGAAGGUGUUCGACUUUUUGGCUCAAGAAAGCGACUACCUUAAGAAACCGACGGCGGAGAAGGAGGUCCUGUCCGUCGUACGCGCAGUGAGGGAGAAGGAGAUUAAGAAAGUCGAAGAGGAGAAGAAGAAGAAGAGGCAGGAGGAGGAGGAGGAGAAGACGAAGAAGAAGGCCAAGGAAGAAGCUAAAGUUGAAGAGAAAAAGGAGACUCCUUUGGAGGAGGGCAAGAAAGAGAAGAAGGGCUUGAGAGUUCCAAACAAAGGCAAUGGACUUGAUUUGGAGAAAUACUCAUGGACGCAGAGCCUUCAGGAGGUUAAUAUCGUUGUUCCAGUACCUCCUGGAACUAAAUCACGGUCCGUUGUGUACGAAAUAAAGAAAAAUCAUCUGAAGUUUGGAAUGAAGGGUCAGCCUCCUAUUAUUGAUGGGGAGCUUUAUCAGUCUAUCAAGCCUGAUGAUUGUUACUGGAGCAUAGAGGAUCAGACUGCUGUCUCUAUUCUUCUGACCAAGCACAAUCAAAUGGAGUGGUGGAAAAGUUUGGUGAAAGGUGAUCCCGAGAUAGACACUCAAAAGGUGGACCCUGAGCCCAGCAAAUUAUCUGACCUGGAUUCUGAAACCAGGCAGACUGUUGAAAAGAUGAUGUUUGAUCAGAGACAGAAGCAGAUGGGGCUCCCGACCAGUGAUGAAUUGCAAAAACAAGAUAUCCUAAAGAAAUUCAUGUCGGAGCAUCCGGAGAUGGAUUUCUCAAGGGCCAAGAUACAGUAAAUCUGACAGUUUGGGGUCGCUGAUAACUUUGAGCUCAUCAUUAUAAGAUGACUUAUUUAAGUUCAGCUCUUGCUUAUUGUUGAACUUGAGGUGCGGUGUGUGUUCUUUUCUAGGGUGGUUAGGAUGUCCGGAUUGGUCCGAACGCUGUUAAUAUGGUGUGCUGGUUUCAUUUUUAGAUAACAAUUUGAUUAAAAUUCUUGGGAGUAAUAUGUUUAUUUGUAUUUUGCUUUA